Molecule: messenger RNA, 1184 nt
Organism: Xenopus laevis (African clawed frog)
Lineage: Eukaryota; Metazoa; Chordata; Amphibia; Anura; Pipidae
Product: protein kinase C theta type-like
Exons: 4
Coding region: 1-444 (147 amino acids)
Source: RefSeq, a predicted model, not a curated record
AUGGCGAGAGAGAGAAGUCAGGAGAGCAGUGAGCUGCAAAUGAAAUGGCCAAAACAUCACAAAAGGCCAAGGAGUCCACAGACCUUCAGAGGAGGCAGUAAGAGGAGGAAGAGAUGCCGUGCUCAAGCCAGAAGACCUGCCCCACUGAAGAUUAGCAGUUAUGAAGUCCACAAAGUCCUUGGGCGAGGAAGUUUUGGCAAAGUAAUGUUGGCUACACUCACCAGCAGGAAACAACUUGUGGCACUUAAAGUCCUGGAGAAAAGACCAGAGAUCAUGAAGGAACACCGUGCCCUGAAGAUUGCUGGGGGAAGCCCUUUUCUUUGCCAUGCCUAUGCAGCAUUCCAGUCAAAGCUGCAGGCCUUCUUCGUCCUGGAGUACGCCAGUGGGGGCAGCCUUUCUGCUGUGUUGGAGAACGGACCCUUUCCAACAUCUACAGUCAUGUAAGUGACACAGUACUUGAAAUGGUGGAACUUGGGAUGACAGAAAGAAUUUGCUUUCUAAGUGUUAGAGGAUCUAUUGAGACGGAGGGGGAGAAGAAAAUCAUUCUAAAAUCAGAAUUUUAUUAAUAGAAUUUGAAUUCAUGUUUUGAGUAGUAAAAAUAAAUCAUUAUUUCAGAAUUUGCCUUUAUGGAAUAAUCUUGUGUUAAAUUAGAGUUGUGAAUGACUUUCAUAGAGUUGUGUGAGUUGGUGAUGCUAAGAGAAUGCCAGACAUUAUGUAGCCUUUCUUCUUGAGGGAGCAAAAACAAGCAACACAGCACAGAAACGUCUAAAUGCAGAUUAACAGGACAUGGAAAAUCAUAUUCACUGGGGGGAGGGGUUGCCAAUUUGGUAGGAACCAACUAAUGAACAAAAUUGCUUCUUACUCAAGCCUGGAACUGGCCUGGGUUUCUUUCUGUCAGAUUGUUUGUGAUUCUCCCAGGGUUACCUUGUGCCACCCUGAGUGGGCAUAUGCAUAAUGUUUCAAGGGGUCCCUGGUAGAAUGAUAGAAACUAGUAACAUGCCCCUCUGAUGGACAGAAUUCUGGAUUGGUAGAUUCUUACAGCAGAGGAGCUCCAGCCAAGUGGAAAAAGUAUUUUUAUUCAGUGGGUGCCUUUCAAAUUGGUGCUCCUACGGACUUUGACUGCCGAGCAUGGACAGCCUGCUUCAAAUCAUCCCGUAGGUUUUUUAUGAUAUUCAAGACAGGGG